AUGGCCGUAUCUCUAUUCGCGACCCUAGCCGAAGCCAAAUACCCAUUUUCCUCAGAAGGACCUAAGGCGACGCUCCGCAACGAAAACACAGUCUCGUUCGACCCGCUCGGUGUCGCAGCAGUCCUUCACAACCCGCGCGCCGCUGCAAGCGCCGCAAAGCUCUACGUCCAGUUCGACAAUGACACGUUCCACUGGCCGCACAUGUCCAUGGUCGGGGGCACGCUCCCCGCGAUCCAGAUGCUCGUUGAAUACGUGACCUCGGGGCUUCCGUCCAAGUCGCUGGAGGCGCCGAUUAAGAUGUGCGCAAAGUAUAUCAGUAUGAUUCCCGUGCGCUCGGAUUUCGUGUUCCGCGAACUGCCGCUAGAUUUCAGUAACGGGUGGCUGGGCGGGCUGAUUUCGUUUCGCGGUGGGGAGCUGAACCCCGGGAACGACUUUAUGGUUGUUUACAUCGGCGAUGAGGAAGUUGCUGGUGGCGAUGGCAUGGCGAAGGCUAGACGCAAGCGCUUGGCAGCUGACCCUGGUCUGGGCUGGUGGAUGGCCGCUCGGUUGACGCUGUAUAUUCUGAUUUUGAUCAACGGGGCCAUGAUCCUUGCUGCCAUGUUGAUCGGGAUCUUGGCUGCGGAUAUCUGGGCCUUUACGCUGUUCUUCCUAUAUGGGAGUCACUGGAUUGCCUCGGCGCUCAUCACAUUCCUGCCUAUGGUGCAUGUUUCAACGCCGCCGAUCGACCAAGAGACGAGUCCACGGUAUGCCGCGUACGAGCGUCCUGAAGGAGGCACGGUAAUCUUCAAAGGGCCCAAGAAGAACAUGGAAGCGUGGGCGCGAACGACCUGGAAAUACGAGCCCUCGGCGCUGCAGUCAUUCUUGCACUGGUGCUUUAUGAUAACCGGUGCUCUGGCAGCAUUCUCCUCCGUUGCGUGUAUGGUCAAUAUGCAUGGAUACUUGCAGCUGGCGUUCCUGGCUGUGUUGGUGUAUGCAACUGUGGCUGAAAUCAUCGCGACGAAAAUAUCGCGGUGGCUUCAGACCAAAGCCAAAGGCGGUGUUCCGCACGCCUUGCUCACGGAUCGGGAGAAACGAACGGAGAGUAUAAUAGACGCCACGAUUGCGAUUCAGCCGGCUUGUCGACUGGAGGGGUUUGAUUGGUUAGGCAUGGGGCUGUUGCCGAAUAUGCCGGCCUUUAGGGCGAUGCAGCCGGCCCUGGCCGAGAUAAAUGCAUUCCAGCGGAAGGUUGAGAAGGACGGUCAUGGACCGCUGGAGAGCGGUGACUUGAGGACGCAGAUGGAGAUAUAUUAUGCUGGAUACCGGAAAAGGGCAAGUGAGAUGGCCGAGGAGGGGAAAGAGAGUGAAGAGGCAAAGUUGGCUGCGAGGAGGGCGACAGAUGGGCUGGCUGGUAGGCUGGUUGAGCAAAUGCGGAGUGCUGGGGAUGAGUGGAUCGCAAGCAUGACCAGUGAGAGCAAGAACAUUCCAAAGGGGGAAUAA
This is a messenger RNA of Aspergillus mulundensis, 1476 nucleotides long. RefSeq lists its product as uncharacterized. The record is from RefSeq and is a predicted model, not a curated record. NCBI's taxonomy places the organism in Eukaryota, Fungi, Ascomycota, Eurotiomycetes, Eurotiales, Aspergillaceae. The transcript has a single exon. Bases 1 to 1476 code for a protein of 491 amino acids.